AUGCCCUUCGUGACGAUGACCCACCCCGCCACUCGUAUCAGCCCGAACCUCCCCCAUGCCAACGCCAACGCCAACGCAAACGCCAGUGCUGAUGCUCAAUGCCCUGGCAGCGAAGGUUUGCGCAAGACCGAAUCGGAGUUCCCGGGAUAUCGCAGUCCAGCUAAUUAUAACCAGUAUAAUCUCUGCCGGGCCGAUCGGCUCGUAACCUACGGUACUUUCAAGAUGGUAUGGUUUAAAGAUCACCCCCUUACUAGAACCUCAUAACUACGGUAGUACCGUACACAAGGCCCACUAGACCCGUGCAUUCCAGGUCAAGGGGUCAGGAUGGAGGCAAAGACGGAAAAUAAAUUCGGCAUCGACGAGGCAUGA
This is a messenger RNA of Tuber aestivum (summer truffle), 369 nucleotides long. The record is from the annotation of a GenBank genome assembly. NCBI's taxonomy places the organism in Eukaryota, Fungi, Ascomycota, Pezizomycetes, Pezizales, Tuberaceae.